AUGGAGAAUCCAAACCAUCAAAUUCCAAAUACCAUGGGCGAAUGGUCAGUACCUCAGAAAAUGGAGAAUCCAAACCAUCAAAAUCUAAAUACUAUGGGCGAAUGGUCAGUUCUUCAGAAAAUAAUGAAUCAAAACCAUCAAAAUCUUAAUACUAUGGGCGAAUGGUCAGAUAAAGCCAUGGAAAGAAGACUACAUUUGGAAAGGGUAAAGAGAGCUGUGGAGAAUAAUUAUAAUUUUACUGAAAACGUGAAACGAAACAUGACUAUAUAUACUGUUUUCUACUCCAUUACAUUUGUACUUGGAGUAGUUUUUGUUUAUGUAAAUGCACAUUUUUCAAUAGAACUGAUUGCUCCAAGAAUUGUAAGGAAUUCCAUAGCUGGGACUGGUACUUUUGCUAGUCUUGUGACAAGUAUGAAGACUAUUUCGGAAACUUUAAGUUCAGCUCGUACAAAGGAAAUUACCAUCUCGGAAAUUGAUUUAAAUAUAGCUAACCUCGCUACAGAAUAUGGUCCUGAUGUUAAAAACUUGAAAAACCCUGACCAGCACCCAGAACCUCACAGUUGGUUUAAAAGGAAGCGUAACGCAUUACUAGAUGUUAUGCUUUUCAUUUGUCUGUAUUUGUUGGGUUUAGUUUCACCGGAUAGUGGUACAAAGAAACCAUCAGAGCAAAAAUAUUUGUUGGAGGAUAUAAAAUAUAAACAGUAUAUCAUUUCUCGUGUCACUUUUCAACAGAGAAAUCGAAAAGGUCAUGUGAUUAAUGGUGAAAGUGAGAAAGAGAAAGUAGAACAAAUUUUACAUGGUUUAGGAAACGAGAUUGUUUAA
Messenger RNA from Funneliformis caledonium, 822 nucleotides. Lineage: Eukaryota; Fungi; Glomeromycota; Glomeromycetes; Glomerales; Glomeraceae. The record is from the annotation of a GenBank genome assembly.